GCUAUUUAAUAUAAUUGGCGCAGCUGCGCAGGUUUACUUGCGAAUAGUAAACAACGUAAAAUGAUUGCUCAAUGGCAUCAUUUCUAUUAGAUAUAAAUGAAAAUAUUUAGUAUUUAAAGGGUGUUUUUUGCUACAAUUCAGUAGUAGAUAAUGAGUGUUUAUAGUCCGUCCAUGUAGGCUAUAGAUUUAUUUGGGGAUGUGAUUUAUGUACAUAUUGUAGUGUAAUAAAAUGAAAAUAACAAGCCCUAAAUUUAAUUUUUUUUAUAAAUUACGAACUACGUAUUUUGGCAGUACUUAAUAUGUCCUGCGCAUUACUUAGAGGUCCACUUUAUUCUAGUAAUCCAUCUACAAUGAAUAUCAGCAACACUGAUACUAUCAAGCAUAGAUGCACAUGCUGCCCUUAUGGAUACCACAUAGAUCUUGACUUUGUUCAGUUUUGUGAACUGUUCUCACAAAACAACACUGUUUCUGCAAGCAAACAGCGACGUCGUGAAAAGAGGUUGCAGCGUCAGUCAAUGGAGGUUCUUCUUGGACUAACAAGUCCAGUAGUGUGGAACCUUGAACAGCAUCUUCCAAAGAUUCCUCAAGAAGAUAGUAUGGUAAGUUCUUCCAGUUGCAGUCAAACUGCUAAAAUAGUACAAGAUGCCCUCCAUGGAGCAGUUCAAGACUUUCAAGAGACUUUGGAACGUGCCCAGAAUGCUGCUUCUGCUGACAAGGCAUUGUUCAUGCCAGCAAAUGGAGAGAUAGAAGAAAAGUACUCAUUUAGUGCAGGAACCUCUCCAGAGAUGGAUGUUUGUGCCACAGUUAUCAAACAUUCCGAAUCAGUGAUGUCGCUGUCCAGUGUUGGCACGUCGUGUUCACCAGCGUAUACGAACCGGGAAGUUCCAGAUGGUAUAAUAUUCAGAGCUCUGCAGGUUACAUCACCGGUAAAUGAUUAUGAUGCUUCUAGCUUAACAAGUGCUGCAUCUGGUCUGAGCGCAGUUGCUUUGCAGAAUAUAAGGGAGCAGAUGGCUUUGAGUUUAAAAAGAAUGAAAGAAUUGGAAGAACAAGUUAAACUCAUACCAGUUUUACAGGUUCAACUUUCAGUUUUGAAAGAAGAGAAAAGGAAACUUUUGCUCCAAAUACGACAGGAGGAUGCAGGAAAGUCCAGCAAUGACAGCUUUUUAAAACUUGAUUCAUUCCAUAAAACUUUGAAGAAAAACAUUGAUCCAUUGAACUUUCAUAACACUAUUCCAAGGUGCUCAAGAGGUGAUGAAAAGAAUUGGACUUCGACGUACAAAGAAAAAGAAGAAAAUGUAUUUUUUGUGUGUCGCAACUGUUCAAAGUUGUACUCUGCUGAAGAUACAAAUUCAAGAUCACAGUUAACUGACAGCUGGUCAAGACACAAUUACCAAGAUGUUGGAGUUUCUUGUUGUGUUGUUACACGUGAUGUAGGCAUAUGUCAUCAGCAGCCAAGAAUGUACAAUGCAGAAACGUAUGUAAACUUUAGUGAAAAGACCACUACUGCAGAACAUACUAAAAAAAUAAGCUUAACUUCAAACAGCAUUUCACAGCCACACACUGAAAAAGCUAUUCACUUGUCCAACUCUCUCAACGGUAUAUUAUCCAAAAGAGAUGUUGCAGUGAAUACUUCCAGGCACACAAGUAAAAUUGGUGUUCAGACUGAAAUUUCUCAGAGUCAUGUAGCUAUUCAGAUAGACCUCCCUUUGCCAAAACCUAAGAGAGUGCGUGUAUCGUAUAAAGUCCACAAGAAUGACAAACUGAGGAAGCUUAAAGCCAGACUCAAAAGAAAACUGAAAAAACAAAAAAUUAUUGAAAAACUUUCUGUUGGUGUGAUGACUGAACUUGAGGACGUGUUUAAAAAGCCAGAAAAUGAAGGGCGAUUGUUGCAGGAAAUGACUUUGAACACAAACUGUAAGAAAGAUGCCAGCACUGCUACUUGGCCACUAAUGCUUACAACUGCCAGUAAGUGCAUAGACACCUCUGAAUUCUUUGCAAGCAGAAUCAAAGAUGUAGCAGUUAACACACAGAAGGUGCAUGUCACAGAUGUUGCUAUAGGGGAUAGAAACAUAAACAUUUUUCAUAGAAAUGUGUCAUGUCAUCUCCCCUAUAAACCUGAUCAAAACAAAUCUCGGGAUAUUGCUGUUAACACUCAAAAAGUGGAACUAGUCGAUGUAGGGGUUGGAAGCAAAAUGUAUCCUGGAUUUCAAAGAUCAGUACUGUGCCAGUGUAAUAUCAUAGGUACUGUGAAUAAAGGCAGCUUUAAAGACAGUGCAACUAAUACUGUAAAAACUCCUGUCAUAGAUGUUGCAGUGGGUAACAGGUAUAGUAAGUUACAAACAAAGAGUAUAUCAUGUCAAUGUAACAUUCAAGCUGAAGACAUUAAGAGCAUCUGUAGGGAUCCUGUUGUUAAUUUGGAAAAAGUGAAAAUGAUUGAUGCUGCUGUUGGCUGUGAAGACAGAAAUAUACUUCAGAGAAGUGUCUCAUGCCAGUAUGACUCUGUGACUGAGGAAACUUUAGUUAACAGUAGCAAAAAGUCACCAAAUCUUUCCAGAAUUCCUCGCCCAGUUGAUCGUUAUCCUGCAAAUUCUCAGCAUGUUAAGGAAAAAAAUAAUUUUGACUUCUGUGAAAAAUUUCCUACAAAUUUUGAAAUGGAAAAAUUCAAUGUGUCAGUUGCACAAGAAAGUAGUAGCUUAAUAGCAAAGGAGCAUCACCAAGAAGUUCGUCUAGAAUCUGCUCUUGUCGAGUCUCCUGUGUCCACCUAUCAAACAAAAAUGGUGAAGGAACAAAAAAUAGAUCUUGGUAUAAGACGACCAACGGUAGAAUAUAAAAGGUUUCAAACUGGCUCAGCAAAUCUGGGUUUGCACAUGCUAGAUCAUGCAAAAAGUGACCAUUUUGUACAAAAAGAGCAAACAACAAGCUACACAGAAUCUAAUUUGGAUCAUAGCUUGACAUUCCAGCCAAUUUGGGAUGUAUCACACAAAAAGUCAGAACCAAGUAAGGAAAUAAAAGCAGCAAUCAAGGUGCUAAAUGAUUGUUUAAUGAAGUCAAACUCAGAUGGUCUCCCAAGCCAUGUAAAGAGUGCUGCCAACAUAAUACAACAAGAAUGGUUCCAUGUGUCCAGCACAUCAUCUGCUGCUCCACUAGAAGUAGAAGAUUACUUGGACUUUUUUGAAGAGACGUCUAGCAAGUUGUUGGAAUACAUAGUUAACAUGACUGACAUCAGUGGAAAUACUGCAAUGCACUAUGCUGUUUCCCAUGGAAACUUUGAUGUGGUUUCCAUCCUCCUCGACUCAAAAGUGUGCAACAUCAACCAGCCAAAUGCUGCUGGUUAUACCUGUGUAAUGCUGGUGUCCCUUGCUGACAUAUGCUCGGAAACACAUCGCCAGGUUGUUAGACGUCUCUUUCAGUUGGCAGACGUCAACGUCAGAGCGCAGCAGCAUGGCCAGACUGCACUGAUGCUGGCUGUUUCGCACGGCCGUCUCGACACGGUCAAGCUGCUGAUUGAAGCUGGGGCGGACAUGAACAUCCAGGAUGAAGAUGGCAGUACCGCUCUCAUGUGUGCUGCGGAGCACGGCCACAAGGACAUUGUUAAGCAGCUCUUGUCAAACCCAGAUUGUGAUGUUACAAUAGCUGAUUGUGAUGGCACUACAGCCUUGGAUAUUGCAAUGGAAGCAGGCAAUAGAGACAUUGGUGUUCUGAUUUAUGGACGCCAAGUAUUCUCCCGAAGCGCCUCUCCCCACAGUUCACGUCAUCGGCGGUCCAAGAGUGCUACUCCUUUGGUGCAUGGGUCAUCUCCGUUACAUAUCCAUUCACCACAAAACACAAAUGUUAGGGGUCGUCAUGAUAAGACUUUGUAGAAAGUCUAGAGUUUGUCGUACUAAAAUGGUUUUAACACUGUGCUUGACUUUCUUCAAAUUAAAACAGGGUAUUUGAGUGUUCAAAGUUUCACCAACCAAUUUUAAGAGAUCAUAAUUUAUUCUGUUUUCUGGUCCAACAUGUGCUUAGACUCAAUUUUGGCCAGUUGUCAUUACUAGUAUUGCUUAAAUUAAAAAAAAAAUUAAUUUGCUAAAGCUGUAAACUUUGAGGUUUUUAAAAGGAUAUGUAUAAGUUGUAGCUUGAUGCUAAAUUUAUGGAAUUCUAUAUUUUAAAAUUAUGUAAUUAUUUUGAAGACUAUCGUGAUACUUUUUUUUUCUCUUCCUUCUUCAGUUUCAGCAUGUUUGAGACUUAGGCAAUGAAAAUGCAUAAACAUUACUAACAAUUGAUACAGAUGUUGAACCGCAAGCUAAAACUCCUUAACAUUACAUUGGCAAUAAAUAUAAUCUUUUUCCAUUUAUUGCUAAUAUUUUCCCAAGCACAUUACUUCUCAGACCAUUGAAGGAACUAAAAUCUUAACCUCUGCAACAUUUUCUGUCAGAAUAACACAAACAUACACAUUUUUGUUCUGAAUGCAGUUCAGUAACAAAAUACUACAUUUUGGCCCCGAUUAAGGCUGCUGAGUACAUAAAAAAACACGAGAAAGUAUGGGUUUUCUGCUAAGGAUUUGCAGUUAAAUCCUUGAAUUCUAUAUCUUAUUUUUUAUCAAUUAUGUAUGCAUGGUUUUCAUCAAUGCAUCAGUUUAUAACUCUUUCUAACUGCACUCAGUGAAGGUUCUCUCCCUCUUAAUGCUUAGUUUACCCCCACUUCUGUUAAUUUAGUGUAAUGCUUUUUAAUCUAUAUCAUUAUUUGCUUUUGUUGCUUUGGUAGUCUCUCAAAUGUUUAUUUUGUUUUCAAAAGAAUAGUCUUUUAUUUUGAGUGUUGCAAUUACAUUGUUUGGUAUUAUGCUUUACUUUUUUUUAUUAAAAAAAUAGUUAUAUUCCAUUUUUCUGCAUCAUCUCCCUUAUAAUACUUUUAUGCAAAUUUAAAUGCUAUAGUUUUUAUUUUGUUAUUUACAUAAUUUUAAAAUAUUGAGGGAGAAAUAACUCUGUGUGACAGAAUUGGAUAAUGUCAUGCUCAUUUCGCAAUUGCUUAUAUAAAAUAUAUAUAUAAUAUAAUGUGUAGCUGUGAAUCCGUCCAAGUUAGGCACAUAUUAUCUUAAUAUAAGACUGUUUACACCUUUUUUCUUAUGCUACACUUUAUUUUUAUCAGAAACAAAUUUAACAGCAGUGCUAUGAGCAGGAAUUUUCUUAACUCUGCAUUUUCUCUUUCAUAGUAUGCACAAUAUCCCACUGAUUUAAAUGUAGUUGGUGAUGCAGUAGACCCCUUCUAAUGUGUGUUUAUUAAAGUUAUUUACAUGAUUCAUCACAACAUUUGAAAAAUAACCAACUAAUGUGUAAAAUCAUACUAAAUUAUGCCUGUAAAAAUUCUAACUUGUUAGGUGAGACUGAAAGUAGUGAUAAUUUAACUAUAUACAUGAAAUAAAACUUUAACUAGCUGCAUUUAUGUUAAAUUGUGAACUAAACAAAAGGUAAUUUUUUGCAUGUAUAAUAUACAAUUAACAAAUGCAUCUACCAUGUAAUGCAUUCUAGCUGAUCUGGACACUUCUGAAAGGGUUUACUGUCAGUCCAGGAGGCAUUAAAUUGUGAAAUAACUUGUCCUGACCUGUUGUCAGUCAGAAUAGGAGUAAGACAGACUAUGUCUUAUUAUUGUGUGCAGUUGCCUGCCAGAAGGUGAUUUCCAAAUGUCAUAUCAGUUAGAAUGUACUGUUGUUACUGAUGCAUUAGCAUAUUUUAGACAAUAUAUAUGUCACUAUUUUGUGAAUGUAAUUCAAACAGUACUUAAACAAUGAAGAUAAAAAUAAUAUAUUUUACUUAAUUGGUUACAUACUCAAAUAUAAUUUAUGUAAUUAUUAAAUGGUUAAAUUAAGUAUUUAACUAUUGGUUUAUAACAAUUUUUAAUGAAUAUGCAAAAAUAUUCAGUAAUUAAUUGUUUAACUUUAUAAAUAAUUGUAAAUUUUAUAUCCAUCAUUAAGGUUUAACUGUCUAUUUACUCAACUUCCAAACACCAAGUGCAUGCAUUUUCUGCUACAACAUAAAGGUGUUUUGUCCUCAAGUGUUUCAUGUAAUAUUGUUUUUUUAUGUAAUUUAAUUACUAAUAGGUAAUGAACAAGUUAAGUGAGUAAAAGUGACAGGCUAACCAUUUAUUUUCACUUAUAAGAUUGAAAAUCAUCACUAAUUUUACAUUUUUUAUUUAACUAUUUUUUUUUGCAGUAAUUAAAGUAAAUGCAAAAUACUUACAAAAAUAAUAACAGUGUCGUAUAUCAAGAUUUAAUUUAUUAUUUUAAAAGUGAUUUGAAUUGGAGUUGAAAGUAUUUGCUCAUUUUUUACUCUUUACAGUAUUCUAUAUUUUAAAAUUGGGGUGUCGUCUUGUUAUAUGAUAAUGUUAACACUAUUAUAAUUUUGUUUUGUUACAUUACUUAAAUCUAUCAAAAUUUUUACAUGCCUUAUUUUACAUAAGAUUUUGUGAAUAUUGCAAUAAUAUAAGGUUAACUUACUACUUUUUGUUGGUAACUAAAAAUGUAUUUAAUCAUUAGGUUUGUAAAACUUUAAACAAUGCAGUGGGCAAGGGUGUAGACCACCCACAAAAAAUUUAGAAUUUGACUCCCAAAAAUACAUGUGAUUAAAUUAACCUGAUGUAUUAAGUCUAGUAUUAUACAUGGUAAGCUAUAAAAAAACAAAAUGUUACAAGAAAAAUCAUUACAAAAAUAUUUUCACUUGGAAAGAGUAAUGUGUAUGUCAUUACCAGUCACCAUAAGUUUAAAUUGUGGAACAUGAUAAUCAUCUAUCAGUAACAGUGUAAUAAGUAAUAAUAAGUAAUAAGUAGGGGCAUGCAGGUAUCGCGAAAAGAUUUUGAGACUAGAUGAAAGUUAAAACACUUUAGCACCGCCUGUGUUUCGUGAUUGGGUGAGUUUCUCCCAGGUACAUAUCGAUUGUAACAACACCAAUCACAGUGAUUCAGUGCGGAAGUAAACGCGUCCUGAGUGGCUCGGUCAAAUAAGGCAACGAUGUCUCUCGCAGACGGCCGCCAAUCACAAGUAAGAAACCACAGGCGCAUGUAUGCAUUGUUGCAGUCUAAUAAGUGUUCAGAUCUUUUCGCGAAAAAAGCCUUCCCCUAGUAAUAAGCUCAGUACUGUCAACUUAUUACUUGUACUAGGCACUAAAAGUACUAAAAUAAGAUAACACUGUUUACAGUUUGACUAACUGUAACUAAAGAAAUGACAUGAGAGACCACGGUGGUUGAGUGGUCAUCUGAGUCGCCAGUGUGAUCAGAGCAGAACUCAAAUUUUCACAAGUGCAAAAAUUGUCUGAUGUCACCAUGAGUUGGUGGGUUUUCUUAGGGUGCUUUCAUUUUCCCGAUCCAUUGAUUCCAUCAAUGCUUCAUUGACCCCAGUGUUGACAAUAUGUUUAACCCUAAUUCUUUCAUAGCAGUAUGAUCACUACAUAUUUGUGGCAGCCUCAAGAAAUCAAUAUUGCAUAACUUCAGUCUCCAAUAUUCAAUAUGAUUACAUGAUGGUCCUACAAUUACAGAUAUAAUUACUUUGCAAAUUCUUUACACCACAACCAUACGUAUUUAACGACUACAUACGGUCUGUUCUUCUGCAAGCAUAUUACAUAAUAGAUGUGCAUAUAUUUGAUUGAUACGUAGUAUAAAACAAAAACAGACUGCAUUCCUAAUGAGCUAAACUUCCAAAAAUGUUACAUUAAUUUUCAUUAUUUUUAGUACCAUGUUCUGCCUAUGGGUUUUGGGAAUCUUUAUUCAGUUAAAUAUUUAUUUUGAAAGUAUAAAAUUGGUUUACAAUUGCUGCAUGGUAGUUAAAAUCUGCAUUGUUUAAGGUUUUACUUUACUGACAAAUGUGUACUUUUUGUAAGCAUUUUACAGAUUUAAAAAUCUGCACCUUUCUGAUCACCAAAUAUCUUAAAACAUUAAAAGUAAUAUAUAUUUAUGAAAUCUAAGUACCACUCACUCAUCUAUCACGAAAUCUCCAAAACUAUAAGGCCAAUGAACUGGAAACUUUGCAUGAAUGCCUUUUAUGCCUUCAGGUGCUAGGUAAAAACAGAUUUUGUGAAAUUUAAACCUGAAGGGGUUAAAUGGGAGGUGAAAGUUAGUUUGAAACUUUGAAAUAGCAGGCAUUAAAAACAUGGAAUUUAGAAGUAUUGUUUCUUUUAUUAUGUAAGUGCAUAUUUAAAAAACAUUUUCCAAAAAUCAAACUUCUUAUGGGGUGAAAUGGGGUUUUGUUUCAAAACUAUCUACAAAAACCUAUUUGGAAUAGAAAUUUUUAAAUAUUAUUUAUUGUUGUUAGUAGAUUCUACAGUUUUAUUUCAGGCUUCAUAACAUUUUGCACUCUUACCCCUUAAAACAAGAGGAUGGUCUCUAUCGACAUGAGAUUUUAAAAAGCCACCGCAUACUCCUUCCCACCCCUCAAAGCUAAUUUUUGUACAUUUUGAUGAAAUUUUGCACACUUGACAUUCAAAUAACAGGAAAAUAACUGUCUAUAUUUGAUUUUGAAAACCUAUCUUCCCAUCUACACGGGUUUUUAUCCCUUAAAAAAGUUUUUUUUGAAAUUUUUGAUGAACUUUUGCACACUUAACGUUCAAAAUAAGAUAAAAAUUACUGUGCACAUCUAAUUCUGAUAACAUGUCUCCCUAUACCCCAUCUACUUAUGAAUUAAAAAACCAACCCUAUCCCCUUUUGGCAACCCUUAAAGUAUAAUUUUGGUAAUAUUUUACAAACCUUUCCACACUUGGUGAUUUUGAAAAAACUACCCUCAUUUACCUUCCCCUCCCCCUUGAACCUUAAUUUUCCUACUAAUGGGUAAAAUUUUGCACACGUGAUGUUUGAAAUAAGAGGGGAAAAUACUGUUAACAUCAGAUUUAGAGGAAGUUUACUGUCUGUGAGAUUUAGGAAAACCCCCUUCACCCUUCUUUCUCACACCUUAAGCAGAAUUUUUGUACUUCAUGAUAAAGUUUUGCAUUGCAUACUUGACAUUUGAAAUAACAGGAAAAUUAUCUGCAUGUGAUUUCAGUAAAAGAGGAAGCUCGCUGUCUACAUGAGAUUUUGAUAAAGCACUUCCAUCUACUUCUUUGCCCCACCGUAAAGCAGACUUUGGUAGUACGUGAUGAAAUUUUGCACAUUUGAUGUUUGUUAAAGGGAAUUUACUUGUCCAUAUCCUAUUUGUAUAAAACCCCAUUUCCUACCCCUUUAAAGCAUAAUUUUGGUGCUAUUUGUUGAAAUUGUGCAAUUUUGACAUAUUUAAUAAGAAAAUUACUGUCUACAUUUUAUUUCAAAAAUGAAGCCUCUUCACUCUGCGUAAAGCUCAGGCAAUGCUGGGUCCUUCAGCUAACAUACUAUAAUAAUGAAAGUUUAGAUAUUUAGUUCUAGAUUUCAUCUUUACUAUUAAAGCAAAUUUAAUGAAUUUAUGUAUCAGAUGUAGCAGGGAUCUCCAAACGUUUUAGCCCAAGGGCCAAUUGACUCCUCCUCUAAGUCCCUAGGCCAAGACCUAGCCAGCUCAUCAUACCAACAUACUUUAAAACUUUGACAGGCUGGAUACCAGGCAUCAUCCCUGGAUUAGAUCUUAGGGUACUUUAUUCCCAUAAAAAACCACAUUCAUGUAGGGAAAAAUCAUUAAAAUCCUUUCACAGAGAUAGUUUCGGGCGAUAUGGGCAGUAAUAGAAAGCGUUGAGAAGGGAAUAUUUAUUUAUCUAAAUUAAUGGAGCAAACCGCCUUUGUUCAAUGAUGUCAUCAAACAUUUGUUUGCAUUUUAGUUUUGUUUAAAUUUCAUAAUAAAACAACUGAUCUGAAAUAAUAAAUUUCUGCUUACCAUUGUAUGAUGAUUAUACUGCAAGUAUUAGUUAUUCUUUGCAACAAAACCAAAAUCUAGCCCGUCAAUGACAAGUACUACAGCUAGUAUUUUAUAUUUUGAAAAUGCUGAGCUUUGUGCUGGCUUGCACUUACAAUUACCUGCAUUCUAGACAUUUACUUACUUUUAUCAAUUGUGAAGCUCAAAAAAAUGCUGGUCAAUAUUUUAUUAUUUAUAGAUGUGUAUUUAAAUUAUUAAAAUUCAUUGACAUGCUGUAUUUAAGUCACUGCUGACUACUACGGCUAUCAAACUAAGUGACCACUUAGUUAAUUUGUUGAUGUCGUUUACAGUUUGAUCUUUUUUUAAUUGUUUUAAUCAGGAAGUGUAAAUAUUUUUUACUUUAUCACAUUUAAUUUAAAUUUAUCAUUAUUUAUUGUUUUAUCACUUUUGAGGUAUUGUUUACCCUAUUGUUUUGUGGUGUAAAAAUAUAUUUUGAGCAGUUUGCUGUUGGUAAUUAUGCUUUUCUGAUGUAAACAGUGAAUCACAAGAUUAUUUUCUGUUAAACCUAUCAAAUAAAAAAAAUAUUGUGCAACAUGCAAAUAAAUGUUAAGGUAUGAUAUGCAUGUCUAAAAGAUCAUGCACAGAAUGGUUGUAAAAAUUUACUAUGCUUUAACGUUUUCAAAACUUGCAGGUUAUAAUUUUUUGUUGAAUUUUGUUUUUCAGUUAUAGCUUUAAUUACUGUUAAAGUUUAUACCUUGUAAUUAACUUUAUUUUACAGUAUAGAGAGAUGUUUAGCAGCAUCAUGCAUACAUACACAUUCUUGUUGUAAGGGACAAGUAAAUAGAUGCUAUCAGAACCCAUGACUUUUGAUGUUAAUGAAAUGCAUGGUAAACGUAAGAAAAUUGCAGGCAGUAUGUUCACUGUUUGCCUGCAGAAAUGGAUACAACAACAUUUGGCUACAUGCAAGGAUAUAUUUUGGCUUCCCCCCCCCCCCCCCCCCAGCACCAUUUUUUUCUCAUUCAAAUCAUACUUUGCAAAUGAUCCAAUCAUCUUCAUUCUGACUUUCUUACAUUCCAACAAUUAUUUUGCGGCAGUAUUUAAAUGUUGCGUGAAGAUCAACUACGUUGAAGGUGUUUAUCUGGUGGUAAUUUUUAUAAAGAUAAAAUAGGAAAACAGUCUCAUUUUGUACAUUUCUUUGCAUUGUGUAACGUUAUCCACCCCUGACUCACGUUUGUUCGGGCGCCAUUGGUUUUUGCACGACUCCCCAACCAAAGGGAUUUUCCAGCGGUUCAAUGGUUACAGAGAAAUGGCUACACAAGAGUUUGUCACAUCACUUCCACUCAACCAACUCGCAACACGUUGAUCCAGUCCUUUUGCAGUUCCGCUUCCUUACUCCUCCACUGUGCACCUUAAACACACGUUUUCUCUCCGAAUCCCAUCCUCCAUCUUGUCCCUUUUUUGCUCUCGCGUAUCCCUCCGCCGCACUCCAAAUGAGGGUUUUUGAAUUCAACACUGUUUAGCAACCUCACUUAUUCUAACGAAGUAUAAUUUCAGGAAGUGUUUAACCACUAUUAUUGAAGUCCUACAAGUUAGUUCACAAGACAAAAGUUUCAAGCUAAAUACUAGGUGGAUCAGGGUGCAAGAAAGUAGUUCCUAGCCAAUAACAGCCCCCUUGCUAUAGAAUACUGCUACCGGAGCUGUUGUAAAUAGUGGCUUGACUGCCAUUUUACCGGGGCAUUGGGGUAAGCUCCAGUCCACCUCACAAUUGUAAGAUUAAACUCUUUAUUUGCAGGCCCCUUCGCUCUGGUAUCCCAUGCAGCGGCAUGUUCACGAGGGCCUUCAUCCAUGUCCGUCUGCCUCCCUAGUUUUUCUUUUUCUUGUAAGUGGAGAAAUUAAACAAAAACAAGGAAUAGGAUUACCAGCCAGCAACAGUGUAACUUUUUAAACUUGUUUAUUCCUAUAUUUCAUUUCAUAGUACAGAAAUUAACAUUUCAUCUAAAUGUUUUACCAGUGUCAGGAAUACUACUUCAGGAACAAAGCCUAGAGAAACAUAUUACACAAAAUUGUUUUACGCGUAAAUAAUUUUUAAAUCCAGUAACCCUGUUCAGAAUUGUCUACUUAUGAACUGCAGAUUCUAGCUACCAUUUUACAGCCCUGCAUCUCUUUACCUGCACCACAGACUUCUUUGCAAUGUCAGUGUUGAGUUGAUCAUCUUCAAAUACGCGUAUAUUUUUUCUGUGACUUGGAUGCAGGCUUGAAAAUACAAAUUUAAAAGGAACAGACUAGAACAAUUAUAGUCAACAUCUGGUUGUUGCUGGAAAUGCUGAAAAUAUUUUUUACUAGUCAUUUAUUGUGUUCAUUCCAUUCAUACAGAGGGGGAGAGGGUGCAGAAGAGUCCUUGGUACGAUGUACCAUGUUAUUUUGAGCUGCUACAGUCUGUGAGCUUUCAGGCAUGCCCAGUAAAAGUGUUUGUAGUUGUUACCAUUACAAUAUAUCGUGGGCUUAGUGGAAAAUGUCGGUAAGUCCAAGUUUUGCUUGCCUAGAAUAGUGUUGUAAUGGACUUGCCGAAAUAAAGCUAGAAGAAAACGUCCACAAUCAUUCAUUAUUUGGACUUCCAAACGUUUUCUUGGCGAAGAUAUUGUCCUUACAACUUCAUCUGUGAAGUUAACUCAUUUUUACAAAAAAGUGGACUUACCAACUUUUUCCACUAAGCCAAUGAUAUGAUCACAGACCAAUGAUGUGCUUAAUUCACUGGGGUUUUUUCAAUAUGAUUAACAUGAAAGUUAAACAUUCAUAGCUGUGAGUCGUCUCUUGUUACAUCUAGAGUUCAAUUAUUUUGAGAGAUUAUUUAAUUUGCUUUCAAAUUUCUUAAUACGGUAUAUGAAAAUGAACAGAUACAGAGUAGGCUGCAGACUACUUAAUGAAAUAUAGACUCUGGCAUAACGUAGAGACUGUUCCUUAAUAGAGUUGGUUGGCGUUUGUGUUGGCAUAUAUACAUAAAAUACUUAAUGAGAUAUGUUGCAGCUAAUUCUUGCAAGCAUCUGUGCUAGUGGAGUGUCAUUUCAUUAUGAAAUAACUAGAAUGAUGCAAAUUAUUAGGCAGUUAUUAUUCAGGUUGUAUAGCCAUUGUGUUUGAAAAUAUGCAUAAAAUUAAUGAGCCUACACAUUAUUUGCACAUAUCAUGUGAACAUAAGUGGUUGUACGUGCAAAAAUAGUUGUUAUUGUCAGUGAAAAUAAUUUUUGUAACUGUGAUUUAUGUAUUUCUUAAUAUAUUUUUGUAUUUUUUUUUUCUCCACAAAUUAAUGUUACAAGUUGUGUAAGAAUGUUGAUAUUAAUAUUCAAAUAAAUAAUAUUUAUUUGAA
Messenger RNA from Bacillus rossius redtenbacheri, 13136 nucleotides. RefSeq lists its product as uncharacterized. The transcript has 13 exons. The coding region runs from base 300 to 3860 and encodes 1186 amino acids. Gene Ontology annotation, cellular component: cytoplasm; cytoskeleton. The record is from RefSeq and is a predicted model, not a curated record. Gene Ontology annotation, biological process: negative regulation of actin filament polymerization. NCBI's taxonomy places the organism in Eukaryota, Metazoa, Arthropoda, Insecta, Phasmatodea, Bacillidae. Gene Ontology annotation, molecular function: protein binding.